CUAAGCUAAGCUAACCAGCUGCUGGCGGUAGCUUCAUAUUUAGCAUACAGUUAUGAGAGUGUUGUUGAUCUUCUCAUCUAAUGCUUACCAAGAAAGCGAAUAAGUGUAUUUCCUAAAAUGUUGAACAAUUCCUUUAAAUUUAAUUGCACACUGUCAAGUAAAACAAAGAAAUGUGGUUUAUUAUGGGCCCUAAAUGCUGCUGGCACAGAUCAUUUACUUGGAGAUUUAUUUGCCUUUUUAAAAUAUCACUUCCUUCAUUCAUGUUCCACUUUGGAGAUGUUUAAGGUUUGGGUUGUUAGUCUCACUCAGCAUUUGCAGUAGAGAACUGAUCAGGCUCCACACAGCUGGUUGAUAUACUGUAGUUGUCACUUUUUUGGGAGUUGUCAUGUUGUUUUGCUGCCAAGAGAUUUGACACCUGUUUGGUAACUAUUACCAAAGGAGCAAUCAUUUCUUUUGAUGUGCAACAGGAAAAACACUUCCUGUUCUCUACUGAAAGAGCUCUGUUUCAGUCACUGUUUUUGUUGUUUGUUUUUCAUUUACACUUUAUAAAGUGAACUCUACAGCUUUGUUGUAUUUUAUAAUAUCACCAUUGGGACAGCAUAGCAUCCUACGUUCACAGGUAAACUCAACCAAAUAUCUGAACAUCUAUUUGUAAUGUUCAAUUUUGCCAAUCAUCCCUUAGUAUGAUUAUUUCUUCAUCCUAAUUUGAUACUGUGUUAUGGUGUUCUAUUUUUUACAGAUUGUUAAUUAUGUAAUGAGUGUAGACUAGUAUGGAGCUGGAUUUUGUUGAAGCUUUAUUGUCCAGAGUGUUCCUCUGUUGCACAGUACAGGACUCUUUGUUAUUACAGCUGUUGAAAAGCAGCUGGAUGACUAAGUAAUAGAAGUAUAAUGUUUACUAUGUCAUGGUUGAUCCAAACUAUAUCUCUUUAUUAAUUGUUUACAAUUUGUGGCUUUAUUUGCAAUGCAAGUAAUCCAUCUCUGCCUUUUGGCUCAGCAAUAAAAGUUUACAGAUAAGGGAAACAGUUUUUAUAUUUCAGACUGACUGUUUCCUUUGCUGCUUUUUCACUAAUAUGUUUCUUUUUGCAUUUGUUGAAUAAAGUGGAUUAUAAACAUUAUUAGAAAUCCAGCUUUCUUGAGAGUUAGUAGAAAGAACAUACAGUAUCUAUCAUUGGUAAAAAUGCCAUGACUCAGCGAGGUGUGUCUUUAAUUUUGCGAUAUCAUCACAACCUACACACCUGCUGCUCUUCCCCACCUUAAAACAAAUAUGUGAUAAGUAACAUCACUAUGCAAAUAUUAUAUGUAAACAUAUGCAUGGGUGCACACCUUAAUAUAAAGCCCUCAUUAGAGAUUUCUCACACACAUCAGCUUCCACAUCACAUCUGAGGAUGGCUUCUCUCCAUGUGUUUGUUUGUCUGCUGGGACUAGUUGUCCUCUGUCACUCUCACUGCUUCUUUCAGAAAUUAGCGAUCAAAGAUUUGAAUAACACUCCAACAGGGUGUGUGGAUGAGGAUGGAAAGGAGCAUGAUUUUGGCUCUGAAUGGGUGAGAAACUGCAUGCAGUGCUCUUGUACGAUGGAGGGCAUGAGCUGCUGUAGCAGGAUCCCCAGUGCAAACACAGUAGACAUUCCUGAGGAGUGUGAGCUGGAUGUGAAUAUGGAGGCCUGCUCUUUCAAGGUUGUGCUGAAGUCAGACAAGACAAAAGAGUGUAACCCUUUGUGAACGCACUACAAAGUGACCUCUACUUGUUAGGGACAACUGAAGUCCGAACUGGCAAUUGGUCUUUUUAUGUUUCAUAUUUUAAAUGUAUAAAUACAGUAAAUGACCAAUAAACAAAGACUAAUCAGCCUUUCUCUUUGUCUUACUUGUCAUGUUUAAAAUUUCACUGACAAUAAAGGUAAAACCUUAAACCUGC
Molecule: messenger RNA, 1911 nt
Organism: Siniperca chuatsi (mandarin fish)
Lineage: Eukaryota; Metazoa; Chordata; Actinopteri; Centrarchiformes; Sinipercidae
Gene: msmb
Product: beta-microseminoprotein
Exons: 4
Coding region: 1386-1718 (110 amino acids)
Source: RefSeq, a predicted model, not a curated record